Messenger RNA from Lolium rigidum, 1723 nucleotides. Its product is annotated as exocyst complex component EXO70A1-like. The transcript has a single exon. NCBI's taxonomy places the organism in Eukaryota, Viridiplantae, Streptophyta, Magnoliopsida, Poales, Poaceae. Gene Ontology annotation, cellular component: exocyst. The record is from RefSeq and is a predicted model, not a curated record. The coding region runs from base 57 to 1541 and encodes 494 amino acids. Gene Ontology annotation, molecular function: phosphatidylinositol-4,5-bisphosphate binding. Gene Ontology annotation, biological process: exocytosis.
UCUGCACGCGUCAUUCACGAUAGCUUCGAGACUCCGUUGACCGAGCGGCAGCCGCCAUGCAAGCGCACCACGAAACCACUGUAGUCCAUUUCGACGCCGACGGCUGCCAUGGCUCCAGCUCCAGCAGCGGAGGCAGUAGCCCGUACUCCCUCUCCGGCCCCUCCCUCGACAGCGACGACGGCUCCACCAGCACCGACGAGUACUGCCCGGACGAUCCACUCGAGUUCCGGCGCCACGUCUCUAUUUUCUCCCCAUCCGUGCUGGCCGAGGUUGAUCCCAGCAGCUUCCGGCCGAUCUCUCAGUCCCUCUCCCAGCAGCUUCCGGACGUCGACAAACACCUGCAGCGCAUGGUCCUCCUCCUUCCAGCCUUCUCAGCUUCCGCUGCCUCCGCGGCGCGCACGGACGCGCUGCAAACAUGGCUCGCCGACUUCAACGUCGGCUGGGUGCUGGACAUGGACGACCACGGGAGCCUCCCGCGGAGGGAGGUCGGGAGGAGGGUCAGUGAGUGGGCGCAUGCGCUAGGCACCAUGGAUCGUGUCUUCCGCCACCGGCACCGGGCGGUCCGCAGCCCGGUCAACGAAGCAGCCGUGGCGGAGCUGGCCGCGCUGGGCCGCCUCGCGGGGGAGAGCGCCGGCGCGAUGCUGAGGCUGGCCGGCUCCGUGGUGGCGCUCGGGAGCUCCCCGUCGAAGCUGCUCGCGGCGCUCGACGUGCACGCCCCUGUCUCGGAGACCUACCCGGGCCUCGCGAGGACGUUCUCAUGGCCGCCCUCCCACCCAGUCUCGGUCGCGUCCGACGCAGCGCUCGCCGGCCUGCUGGACGCGUCCCGGCGGUGCGUGUGUGACCUCAGCGCGUUCAUCCGCUCGCCCCAGUACCCGUGGCGGAUGCCGCAGGGCGGCGAGGUGCACCCCUGUGUCGGCUUCUGGAUGGGCUACUUCCGAGGCAUGUUGCGCAACCGCGUCUCCCUCUACUUCGUCCUUGCCGGAGCUCAUCUCGACGAGGAGCGAACGACGCCACUCCCGCCCGACGAGGGCGGCCUGGUGAUGGAGCUUAUCUCGUGCCUGGAGGCCGUGCUCGAGGAGAAGUCCGGCGCGUUGGCGUUCCCCGGGCUGAGCCAGAUCUUCAUGCUCAACAACACGAGCGCCUUGGUGCGCCGCGCCGUCCGCUCCGACCUCAGCAUGUUCCUGCCGCCCGGCUGGGUCCUCGCCCGCGAGGAGCGCAUGGAUGGCUACCUCAAAGGUUACCUCGAGGUUUCAUGGGCGCCCGUGGUGGCGCGCCUUGCCGGAAAGCCGGGAGCCUUGACCGUUCUCCGGCGAAGGAACCCGCUGAGCCCAUUUUACUCGGCGUUUGAGAACGUGUGCAGCAUGCAUAGAGGUUGGAAGGUGCCCAGCCCGGCGCUCCGGUCCAUCCUCCGGAGCACCGUGUCGGAGAGUGUUCUGCCGGCAUACCGCCGGUAUGUGGAUGAUCACCCGGAGGUUGAGAUACCCGCAGGGCGCAGCGUGGAGGAGCUGGAGCAUCAGUUGUCAGAGUUGUUCGAAGGAUAGAAGACCAAAUAUGCCCUUGCGCUGCUUUCUCUGUAACUAAAAUUUUGAACCUGAUACUCCUGCCACCUGUCCAUUUGUUUACCGGAUUCAGAGUUUUUCAUGUAUAUGUUAUACAACUAUGUAACUAUUCGAUCUUGCAGCAAAAAUACUGGUGAAGGAUAGACGGAAAGUUGCGUUGCACU